AUGCUGAAAGCAUGGUUGGCCUACGGCCGAGUGAACAAGGAUGUGAUUUUUUUUGAUGUGUGUAUGGUGGCACGUGAAACUGCACCGAGUGCGGUCGGCCGUGAGAGCACCGCACUGAAUGUCGGUAAUGACAUUUUCGGCGAUACGCUAUUUAGUGUGGGCGUCCGUGAAGGCACCACGCUUAACGUCGGUAAUGGCGUUGUUGGCGAUACGCCGUAUAGUGUGGGCGUCCGUGAAGGCACCACGCUUAACGUCGGUAAUGGCGUUGAUGGCGAUACGCCGUAUAGUGUGGACGGCCGUGAAGGCACCACACCUGUUGUCGGUAAUGACCUUAUUGGCGAGACGCCGUUAAAUUUGGGGCUAGGCCCGCAUAAUUCACAUACGUGGCACUUUUCAAUCCACCGGGUGAAAUGCUCGAGUUGCGUAACACUUCACCAGAUGUCGGUCAAGACAAAAGCUCUCGUAUAG
This is a messenger RNA of Peronospora matthiolae, 468 nucleotides long. The record is from the annotation of a GenBank genome assembly. Lineage: Eukaryota; Oomycota; Peronosporomycetes; Peronosporales; Peronosporaceae.